Messenger RNA from Rhopilema esculentum, 5297 nucleotides. Lineage: Eukaryota; Metazoa; Cnidaria; Scyphozoa; Rhizostomeae; Rhizostomatidae. The record is from RefSeq and is a predicted model, not a curated record.
AGCCUGAAACUUCUCCGCAACCGCAACCGCCACCACAGCAAGUCUUCUCACAAAGGCAGUUCAAUACGUUUACUGUUCCUGCGCCAGUCAUUGGAGGUCAGCAACCUUUUCCUUAUUACCCACCGGGAACUAUUGUGCAGACCGCAUGGAUAGAUUCAAGACAGCAGUUUUUCCACCAGAAAUGAUCCCAAGUUCACCAAACUUCGUCAAACCAAUCACCAUAACUGGACCAAGGCCUUUCUUUGCCACCACAAAACAACGUAUGCAGACAAAAACAUUCUUCAAAGCGGACAACGCUGAUCGACUUUCAGAAAAAGAUGACCGACCAUCAAGUAACAACAUGAGCAACAACAGCUCACGGAGGCCUGCGCAAAAUCACCGCAAUGGAGGAGGCAGCAACUAUAUACAUAAAGAUAAUAAUGAUUCCUAUUUGCGCCGUAUGUACCCAGCGAGAAACAAAAGAGAAGAGGUUGUGCCGCGUUUCCAGCGGCUAAGGGAAAGAGAACGCAGACAAAUGGAACAGAAUUCUCUGGAAAAUGUCAUUAAUAACUUGAGUAUCGACCUGGCUUCAGAGCAUUUCCCGGCCCUGCCUAGUCCCAUUUCGCCAAACGAGAAGUCUUUGCAGACGGCGACUCUGAAGGAUUUGGCAACCAAUGCUCUUCAUCAGGCCGAAUUGGUUCAAGAAAUCAAGGCUGAAAAGGUUGAUGAAACAACCAGUGAAGUUGCUCAAAAUGGACAGGCAUCUUCCCCUCCACCCCCGUGCAGGACACCACCUCCUUCGGAGAACAACCAAAGUCUAAAACCAAGUUACGCGCAGAUGGCGCAGAAACCUAUUCUCAAGGUAACAGCUGCAUCAAAGUCUCCUACUGAGGCAUCAACCGGAAAGGAGGCCAGGAAGAAUUCAACCAAAGAUGACGCGCAAAAUGGACAGAAAAAUGCCAAAAGCAGCUCACAAAAAUCGAGUGCUGAAGAAAAAGACACACAGAAAAAAGACUCUGAUAGCUCAGAUAAAUCAGGGCUGUCACCCAAACCGCAGAGGCAGCCGCGGGACUCGCGCAUUGCAUCAGAUUCAAAGAUUAACCAAAAAUCCGUUAGCAGUGGAACUAGAAGUAACUCGUAUAGUGGGCAAUUGAGUGCCACUACGAAGGAAUCGUAUGCAGCUAAGUCAAGCAUUGGUGCAACGCAGGCUGGAUCUGUGCGAUCGCCCCCCACCAAGCCUCGGGCCGCUGCCACUGCAACUAACCAGGGACUAAAUAAAAACGCUAAGAACAGCCCCAAAGCGACAAAUAAUGGGGCAAAAGCAGUACCAGCUUCAGAGAACGAGCCAGAACAAGACGAAGCCUCGGUAAAGACCGGAAAUCAAGCACAAGCCAAUGUUGAACAGAAUAAUAACAGAAAAGAAGAAGGUGAAGCUCACCAAGCUGAGGAAAAUUAAUUUAUCUCAUAUAGGCAGAUGCACUGUGGCCACAAAAUAGGAUUUGGUAAUGUAGAAUGAAAAGCAACUCAGGUCUCUGUCACAAGAGCGGUUAUCCUAUUUUUGUAGUGUUGGACAUUCUUCUUCGUUGGAUAUUUAGGGGUUUAAUGGAAGAUGGCUUCAGUGCAACCAUUACCUUAUUGCUGAUAAUGCCGGGCUCGAUGCAGAGUCGAGAUUUGUUUGAUUCGAAUUUGGCUGUUUUUGUUUGCGGGCAAAAUCUUCGGGAAGCUUCAAUUGCAAGAGGAUGUGGAGUUAUGGCCUAUAUUAGUAGGUGUUAUAUAUUUUGAGAAAAUUGUCUUUGAUGAAGUUAUUAAAAUGUUUGUUACGUUUAUGAUUUUAUUUCAGAAUGAUAUUUGACUGUUAACUAUUUCUAUACUACCAUAAUCAAAAGGAGUUUUAAGUAAUUUGUUGCGAUAAUGGAAAGUUUUGUUGUGUGGUAUCGUUAGUUGGGCUCGUCUGAGCCUCGUUGUGGAUUCUUCUGGUUGUGUUUGAUCGAGGUAGCAAGAAAAUGGCCGCCUGUUUUUUAUUACUUCAAAGUUGUCAAGGUGGAGAGACUUAAAACAGCGGCUGCAAAGAGUCCAGUUGUGUUAGACACUCGCGCGAGCCCAUUUGUAAAUAGGAGAUUGAGUUGAAUUUAAAAUCAUCAUGAUUGUUGCCCAUUGAACCAAAUUUUUGGCAUGUUUUGGAAUGUCAAAGAGGUUGCCGAGUUCUAAAAUCUAAAAAGGAUGUGGCUGUGGACUGAACAGAAUGUAUCUUUAAAAUGGUUUCAAGCCCUCGUGGACAGACAGCUUUUGGAGUCAUGAUACAUCUAAAAGCCAUUUUGGUAAUGUACACAGAAGAUAGGGGUUCAGUUGUGUAGCAAGAUCAGUCACAGUAAUGACUGAAAAAUAGAUAUCGGUAUUUUGCUUUAGAAAGGCCUCUAGAUAGCUUUGUCUUUUUGUGAUUUUAGCUAUGGAUAGGCACAUAGUCCUGGUAAAUCAUAUGACGGGAGAAACUACGAUCCAUGGGUUGAUUUCAGUAUUGUGACCUUCUAUCCAAAUACUAUAGGGAUCCACCCUUGCUUGCACCCUAUUUAUCAGACGUUCCAUUGAAAAUUUCAGAUUUUCGUUAUUCAGUCCAAAUGUUAAGGUAUAACCGUAAGUCCAAAUCGUAAGGUAUAACCUGCCUUUUGAAGCUUUGAACUCUGGACAGUUUAGUUAGUUGAUAGAAGGGCAUGGGAAAACUGAUGAUAGAAGGACUUGGGCAACUUGUUCUCCCCAUUUGAAGUGAUCUCUAGCGUUAUGCUAGAGGAAAUGUAUUGUUUAGCUAACCUCAUUACAGCCUGUGAUUUCGUCAAGACUCUACAGGCUUGAGGUUUCCUCCAUGAGUUCCAAAUAAGUCUUAUUUCAUGUAGACCACAGUGUGCUGCUUUUUUUCCUCGACAUGUCAGCUAAUUAAAUUUAUUGUAACAUUAUUGUUGUUAUAAUUAUUUAAUGAUGUAGAUAGUGUGACACGCUAUGAUGAUUGGGGAUUUUUAUGUAAUACAUGACGUUCACAGUUGUAGCCUCGUUAACAAUUGCAAUAGCCUUGGUAGCCUCUUACCCUUCGGCUAUAAACACCCACAAUGCUCUUCGCUUUCUAUUUUGUGAAACACUUAUAAAUAACAUCAGCUCAAGUUUCGCGUAGCCUUCAAAUCAUACUCCGCAUUAACCUAAAAACGUAUUGAAACGUUUCAUAAAACGAUUAGAUUCAAAAAUCGAGCCUAAGUAAUUUAACUGUCUCCUCAGUUGCACGAUUAAAGCUACUGCGCUCAACAUUUACCAUUGUAAUUUUUGUUUACAAUUUUUCUAAAAGACACGGAGUUGGUUUUUUAUAUGCAUAUAAAACCAUCUGGUGUAGAGGUCUUUUCCUUUCUGGCUUUUUAAUUAUCAUUUGGCAAUAUAGGGUGUCCUAAUAACAUUGUAUUGUUUAACCAUCAAAUUGUACAGCUUUUCUUUGUGCUCUGUGGCAUAUCGUGCACUGUUGAACCGAGGGCCAAAUUCUGGAAAUUUGUCCUCAUUGACAGAGAAACCGUUAUCCUUUGGUGCAGAAAUUUAGCUAGAGACGUGAUGCCGAAAGGGUGAAACAUUGCACUCAAAUGUAAUAUAUACAUAGCAUUCUUUUGUUUUAGUGGUCAGCUUUCGUUUGGCAAUUUAAUUAGAUAUUCAGAGGUAUCGAUAGAGCAGGCUAGCGAUUACAUACCCUGUUGCCACUGCAUACCCUGCUUUUUGACUAGAUUCUAGCUCUAGAUAAAUUUCUAAAUUUUUGAACUUCCUCAUAAUGAGUGUUAUCUAUAUAUGAUGAAAAAUCGGCUUAAAAAGUUUUGAGAUAUUUUUAGGUUUAGUUUUAUGCAUAAACAUGUUGAUGUUCCAGCCCUUCGGAACUUGAGAUAGUGUUUCUUAUCGAUGGACAUUCCUUAAAAUUCAUUGAGGCGUGACAUCAACAAUUUCCUAGAGGAAACUUGCUUUUUAUCUUAUAGUGCCCUCUAAUGCUUAAGAUAAGGAGCUGCGUAAAUUUAUUUUCUUUAAGUAAUUUAUGUCAACUGACUUUCUGUAGAGCUUAGUUUUUAUGUGCUAAUUUAGUCGCUUGUUUUCAGUUUUGUGUAGUCUGACUGGGCCCUUUAACUUUAUUUAGAAAUGUAUUCCCACCAGCAUAGUCUGUCUGGGCAUUUCGUUAUCAGCAGUUGUCUUUGAUAUUAAACGCUGGCAGUAUAGAAAGAAUUUUUUCCACGACAUGUUUUCGAUAGCCUUGUGUGUUUUACUGAGAACCCCCGGCCUUGCACGGAAAACCUGUUGAAUUUAAACCCUGUUGAAUUUAAACCCUUGAAUAGCUAUUUGUCUUGAGACGGGGCAAGCCUGCCCAUAGGGUUCCUUUCCCAGCUUUUGUGAAUUUCAGUAAUCCAGCAAGACCAACUGAAGUUGCGGCUCACUAGAUGUGCUGUGAAUUACAGUCGUGGGUUUUUAUGAAAUCCACCUUGGUCGUGGACAUAGUUCUGUAAUGACAAUGCUACCAGCAGCAGUUAGCCACUGAAGAGGUGCAAUGCCGUAUUUUAAGUAGAAUGAAGACAUAUGUUUGUUGGGUUGAAUUUGUUCUUAAAUAAAAUUUGAUUCGAGGUUGCUGGGCACAGUGCUCUUCCGAUUUGGCACCAAAAAUAUCAACUUGAAUUUAGAAUGUUGCUCAUCAAUUAACAUGCACUCGGUUCAGGCUGAAAAUUUUACUUUCUUGUGUUAGGCAACCUUGUUACAAGUGAUAAUUUUCUUUUCGCUUUUUUUACUUUGUCCGUUUUUCAGAAAUUUGAUCCCUUUUAUAGCAUUUUCAAAACCAUUGUCUGCGGAUAUUUUAUGCAAUCAGCCUGGCUUGAAUCAGUAAGCUAGAUAGGUAGAUAGUUGGUACAAGUUUUCUCAAUACGGUUUUGCUGCUUCCAAUCUGCAUUGUAUCAUGGUUCAGGAAAAAAGCUCUCUUAAUCGAUCAAAGAUACUAUAGUAUAAAUGCUCUUGAGAUCAAGUAUAUGCCAAAUUUACCACAAGAGUGCUAUCUGCCCAGUUUCCUUGAGAUGAUUGUUCUUGUUUCAAAAUUUCAUUUUCGUUCUCGUAGAUUAGAAUUGUUAACUCUUUAUUUCAAUACGUGCGUCGAUAAAGCUUAAUUUAAUUUUGUCUUUUGAUAUUCUUUGUUGGUAAGUUAUCAAUGUUGCCUACUCAAGAAACAGACCUCUUUUUAUGAAAGUAAUUCUGAUGUUAUCUCCUACAAGCUGGGAGAACAUUAUUGUAUCUUGUAAUAUGCAAUGAAAGCAAACAGUAAACAUUAA